This is a messenger RNA of Amoebophrya sp. A25, 454 nucleotides long. NCBI's taxonomy places the organism in Eukaryota, Dinophyceae, Syndiniales, Amoebophryaceae. The record is from the annotation of a GenBank genome assembly.
AAGGCACCCUACUAUGAUGGUCUGACUUUUUACUUUGUGAAGCUCUCAGUCUUUUCCAUUGCUUCUAGCCCUUUCGCUUACUUGUUACUAUUUAAUAUUUUUUAUAGAAAUAAAGGAGCAGUAAGAUCCAAAAUUGACCACGGUCAUUUUUUAAAAAAUGCCAAAAAAUCGAAAUCUAGAAAAAGAGGAUCUGACUCCGAAUAAUUGUUUUUACUUGUGACUCGGAUGAUCUUACUAGGCUGCCGAAAAAGGUAUCCAUGAUCUUUUUGCUGAGUAUGCACACAUAUUGGUCACAUUACCCCUAUGCGUGUUCCUCUAAAAACUUUCUUCUUGUUUUUCAUCCCUUGGUGUGUCUUUUUUAAAAAAGGAGAAUAAAUGCGACCGUUCCAAAAUGAAAAACAGCUAUGCAGGCAGAUAAGACAGGAUACCAGAAGCAUUAGCGCGUUAAGCGUAC